Molecule: messenger RNA, 729 nt
Organism: Protopolystoma xenopodis
Lineage: Eukaryota; Metazoa; Platyhelminthes; Monogenea; Polystomatidea; Polystomatidae
Source: the annotation of a GenBank genome assembly
AUGAAAAUUUGCCUAUUCCCGCGUGUCUCUCGCAUUUCCCGAUUAAUUGCUGAGCACCUGCUCUCUGUCAUUCAUCGCUUCGCCUUGGAUGACUUUAUUUCUGCCUGGCGGGCUAGUCUGCCUGGUGCUUCACACUACUCAGUAGUCCGGCCUCGUUUGCAUCGACAUUUGCUCUGUCGAGGUCGGGCUAUCUGUGAAUCUCUUGUGAGUACUCCGACAUCAGGUUGUGGUGGAGGAGCUGCAGCUUCAGCCACAACUCUUUCUCGAUACUUCUUGCCUACCUAUAGCAGCAUUUCCGCCUUAGCCAGCGAGGACCUUGUCGAUUCCAGCAUGGAGGCCCGUAUUCGAACCCUGUUCUCUCUGAAAUCCUGCUGGCCAGAAGCAGAGUUAGCUGGCUACCUCGAAGACCUGGUUCCGCCACCUCCGGCCAAAGAACAAUAUGUGUUUAUUCGUCCCAGAUUUACUGACAACUGGGAAUGUCCUUCCUCUGAUGAAUCAACCAGUGCCACUUCAACUGAUAUUGAAUCACCAGCAUCAGGAGACGAAGAUUCUACUGAUAGCAAACUUCGCUCUUCUCGUUCAUCUAAUCGGCAAUUCAAGCAAAUAGUUUACGAUCAGCCUAAGCCGGUGAAUCCUGCUAUCGGUGCUAUACUUGGACGCAUUUGUAGAGCAAGCACGAUCCAAAAUGGGCAGCGUGUUUACACCGAAAAACAUGCUAAGAUGUUUUAA